This is a messenger RNA of Colletotrichum abscissum, 348 nucleotides long. RefSeq lists its product as uncharacterized. The annotation marks the transcript as partial. The record is from RefSeq and is a predicted model, not a curated record. The transcript has a single exon. NCBI's taxonomy places the organism in Eukaryota, Fungi, Ascomycota, Sordariomycetes, Glomerellales, Glomerellaceae.
CUUGGAGCGAGCAGGGGACCUGGGCAGCACGAGCAACAUUGCAGCGCAGCAUCCGCCGCCGCCGCCGUCUGUGUUGCCCCUGCGCCUAUUUACCCUUCCCUGCAGCCGUUCUCCCGUGGUCUGUGUCCUAUCGCCCGCCGUUCGCCUCAUCUGUAUCUGAUGCAAGGUACGGAUACACUCAUCUGCUCGCAAGCAAUCUCGAGUCGAACUCGAGACGGAAGGGCCAAGAUCGCUGGAUGGAUGUCGACUGCUACCAUACUCCGCAAUCGACCUUUCCUUGCUUCGCAUAUCGCGGACUCGGACCCGGGACCCCUCGUCCAAGCUCCUCCCAUCAUCCUCCGAGGAUAA